Molecule: messenger RNA, 1460 nt
Organism: Arabidopsis arenosa
Lineage: Eukaryota; Viridiplantae; Streptophyta; Magnoliopsida; Brassicales; Brassicaceae
Source: the annotation of a GenBank genome assembly
AUAAGAAUCUGACCUCCUCUCAGUUUCCAAUUUCUUCACUUUCUCGUUCUUUGGACGCUGAAUGUGAUACAUAUAUACAAGAAGAAAGCUUUAAAAGAUCGAUCGAUGGAGGUUAUUGUUCUUGCAUCCAAGAAAAGUCUUCUUCUUUUUCUUCUUAUUGUAAGUCUCUCUUUGAGCCAGAAGGUCAUACAUAUCUCUGCCUUUAACGACACCAAACUAUACAGACAAGUCAGUAGCUUGAGACUUGCGAGGAUCCAAAAGCACUUGAACAAGAUCAACAAGUCUCCUGUCUUCACCAUUCAGAGUCCAGAUGGUGAUGUAAUAGAUUGUGUACCCAAAAGAAAGCAGCCAGCUUUGGAUCAUCCACUCUUAAAGCAUCACAAGAUUCAGAAAGCACCGAAGAAAAUGCCGAAGAUGAAUGAAAAAGAUGAUGAUGCUAAAGAAGCAGAGAAUGUAUUGGAAGGUGCAUGGCAAAUGUGGCACGUGAACGGCACGAGGUGUCCCAAGGGUACCGUUCCCAUACGACGCAACACAAUGAACGAUGUGCUCAGAGCCAAGUCUUUGUUUGACUUUGGCAAAAAGCGACGGAGUAUUAGCCUUGAUCAACGGAUAGAGAAGCCUGAUGCACUUGGUACCAAUGGACAUGAGCAUGCGAUCGCGUAUACGGAAACAUCGUCGGAGAUAUAUGGAGCAAAGGCGACGAUAAACGUUUGGGAUCCAAAGAUAGAAGAAGUGAAUGAGUUUAGUCUCUCUCAGAUUUGGAUUCUCUCUGGAUCUUUCGUCGGUCCUGAUCUCAAUAGUAUAGAAGCUGGCUGGCAGGUCAGUCCGGAGCUGUAUGGUGACAACAGACCAAGAUUGUUCACUUAUUGGACGAGUGAUUCAUAUCAAGCAACAGGAUGUUACAAUCUUCUAUGUUCUGGAUUUAUCCAAACAAAUAACAAGAUUGCCAUUGGAGCAGCCAUUUCUCCUCUUUCUACUUUCAAAGGAAACCAAUUUGAUAUCACAAUACUCAUUUGGAAGGAUCCGAAAAUGGGGAACUGGUGGAUGGGUUUAGGGGACAGCACACUUGUCGGCUAUUGGCCAGCCGAGCUAUUCACACACUUGGCCGACCACGCGACUACCGUGGAAUGGGGCGGUGAGGUUGUGAACACACGAGCUUCAGGCCGGCACACGACAACCCAAAUGGGUUCUGGUCAUUUUCCAGACGAAGGGUUUGGGAAAGCAAGUUACUUCCGGAAUUUGGAGGUUGUGGAUUCGGACAACAGUCUUGUACCGGUGCGUGAUGUCAAGAUAUUAGCCGAGAACACCGAAUGUUACGACAUUAAGAGUUCGCAUAAUAAUGAAUGGGGAACUUAUUUUUACUAUGGUGGGCCGGGGUUUAAUCCUAGGUGUAAUUGAAAUUUAAAGUGUACAUAGUUGGGGGUUGGAGGAAUGGAGAAAAAAAAAGGGGUCGAAUAUGU